Messenger RNA from Funneliformis caledonium, 126 nucleotides. NCBI's taxonomy places the organism in Eukaryota, Fungi, Glomeromycota, Glomeromycetes, Glomerales, Glomeraceae. The record is from the annotation of a GenBank genome assembly.
AUGUGGAAACUUCUCUCAUAUAAUGCGGUAAAGCAAAAUAUUCAAUUUCUUUGUCAUUAUUCAGAUUCUAAUUUGACAUCAAUUCCACCUCGUUAUAACAUUUCUACAUUUGCUGGUGGGUUUAAG